GUCAAUGAACGUAAAACGUCAUAAAAAAUAUGUGAAGAUGAAAGUUAUUUUUAAUUAUUAAUUUAAAUAAUAUAUUUGACUUUUCUUUUGGUAGUAAAAUGUCUAGUGUAAUCCCACUUGAAGAUUGGUUAUUCGGGUACUGUUUUGUUACGUUGUGAACUUCGUGUCUAUAUUUAGAAGCAAAGUUUACAUAAAUUAUGAUUUUAAUAAAGCAAACAGUACAAUUCUCGCGAAUAAAAAACAAGCUGAUCACAAGGAUUGUAGAAGUGUCGGCUCCGUGUAAGGAUGGUGCAGCUGGAGAUGACGGGGGGCCAACAAUGCUGCAGCACAUUAACUAUAAAUGAUCUGCCCAAUGAAUUGCUUAUAUACAUUUUUUCUAAAAUAGAUUUUGAAUCACUGUUGGCCGUAGCUAAAGUUUGUAUGAGAUGGCAGCAACUCUGCCUGACCCCAUGUGUGUGGGACAACACGCGCCUCAUUGUGUGCAUGAAAAACUAUGUGAGGAUAAGUGAAAACAUUGUGCCUUUUGUAGCAAAGUAUUUAAAAAAUGUAAAAUUACAGUAUUUCAAGUUGUAUUCUCAAGUUAGGGCUUCCCUCAUCAGCUACUGUCCAAACUUGACUCGUCUAGAAAUUAGCAUAUCUCAAGUUGAUAGUUGUAUAUUUGAUGAUCUACAAUACUGGCCUAAUUUAAAAUUUUUGAGUUUCCGUAAUUCUUUAAUAGUACAAAACCCAGAGAAUGCAAAUGGGAAUUUUGUUUACCACUUGCCUUUUGAAAAAUUAAAGAAUCUUCAAACUCUGGUUCUCUCGAAUUUUGCUCUUACACAUGGCAGCCUUUACAGCAUGCUCGAAUGUAGCAGUUUAGUCAGUAUUAAUAUGGAGAAAAUGAAGAAUAUCCCUGCAGAUUUCUUAGAAUCCUUGCUGAGGACCAAGCAAGCCACUCUUGAAGCAUUGUACAUUUAUGGAGACACAUUGAAUGAUGACAUAGUUCGCUACAUAUCCAACUGCAAGGCGCUACAGGUCCUGCAUGUCAUGACUUGCAAAACCCUGUUUGAUUCCAGUCUGUUGCACUUAAACAGGUUAAAAUUCUUGCAUUCACUCAAGUUGCGACAUGGGUAUUUUUCAACCACAGCUUUACUUGGUUAUUUUACAAAUAAUCUGUUCCAACACUUAACCUACCUGAGUCUCUCCCGCUGCCCGCACGUGACCAUGCAGGUUGCUCGGGCUAUCAAAGCAAGUGCACCCAAUCUUGAGGAAAUGUCAUUCUAUUUGUGCCCGUUUAUUUGUGCUCCGGGUUUUAACCGAGGAGAGUUAGAAAAUAUGUUCAAUAUACAACUACUCCUUGACUAAAUGAUUCUCAUUUUAUGAUUCUAUACAGAUUUAGUAGAAUUUUAAUAAAUUCUUUUGUGUUUAAUAAAUUUAAUUACUACAAGAGUAAAAGUUAUAUUCUAGAUGUUUUGUAAUAAAACAAAUUUGCCAUAUAAUGGAUUAGUUGUAGUUAAAAUAAGUUUAUUACAUGAUAAAAUUUCAGUUAGUUAUUAAAUGUGUUUGUGUGCAUAGUAUUAUAAAAAUAUGAUCUUGUUAUUAGAAGAUAGCUAUCAAAUUGUCAAAUUCUUUUAUGAAUAUUGAAUUUAAGUUAAUCCUGUGAACCAGAGGUUGUGCUUGAGACGGUUUACUUGUUACAAUGGUCCGUAAUAGUAAUAAACUUCAGUAUUUUGCUUAUUGACAAGUAUUAAAGUAGAUAAGGUGUCUACUGACUACAUGGUAGAAUAAAAUGUUAAGUAAGCUGCAGAGAUGACUUACCCCCUUCAUAGGUUAUAAGCAGUGAGAGUCAGACAUCUCUGCAGCUGAUUGUACCUAAAACUCCUACUUCAUAUACUUUAAUAUCGUUUAUUUCCGCCUUUUUAGUUUUGAAAAGCAUAGUCAAUUAUUAAAAAGUGCCUUAAAGAGUCAAAGUAUUUAUUCAGAUGUUGAGAGGGUGCAGGUUGUAUUUACACUGCACCCAACCUCAUUUUUAAUUAAAAAAAAUAUAGGUAUGAGUUAAAUCUUUGUGAAACGAAAUAUGGUAUUUAGAUAAACACGAUGUGAUUUAUAUAUUUUGUCUUCACUUGUUUGUGCUGCUCUAUUGUCCAUUUACACUCAAUAAAAAUGUAUUUUGAA
Messenger RNA from Cydia strobilella, 2154 nucleotides. Its product is annotated as F-box/LRR-repeat protein fbxl-1-like. The record is from RefSeq and is a predicted model, not a curated record. Gene Ontology annotation, cellular component: SCF ubiquitin ligase complex. NCBI's taxonomy places the organism in Eukaryota, Metazoa, Arthropoda, Insecta, Lepidoptera, Tortricidae. Gene Ontology annotation, molecular function: protein binding. The transcript is spliced from 2 exons. Bases 286 to 1344 code for a protein of 352 amino acids. Gene Ontology annotation, biological process: SCF-dependent proteasomal ubiquitin-dependent protein catabolic process.